GGGGCCGGUCUACGGAGGAACCACACCCUGAGGCCAAGAAGGUAUCUAAGGCCCCGGCUUCUCGGCCUUUACCUACAACUUCCACUUCGUCUGUCAGCAAGUCGCUUGUGACCAAACCACCCCCAACAGGCCCUUCAAGCUCCAAGCCUGAUAAGGCCCACAAAGGAGAGGUCAAGUCACAAACGGCAGGCCAAGCAGGACGAAAGAGGAAGUACUCCCAGACGAUCUACCCGGACAAUCUACGAGUAGCAAUCAUCGACAGGGCUGAACCGGAAGGUAAAAUCAGCGAUAGUCGAUGGCUGCUAUUCGAAGAUCGACUGAGGGAGCUUGUCUUUACGGGAGAGGGUGACCCACGAAGGAUGCAGUUUGGCAGCGCCACCCUUUACAGAGGCGCGAAAGUCAUGUGCUGCGAAAACCAGGAAUCUAAGGAUUACCUAGUCACCGCAGUAUCCGGCUUCCGUGACCUAUGGCAAGGAUGCGAUCUGGCGGCUGUAUCCUUAAAGGACAUCCCCUGCCGUAGAGUAUUGACAGCAUGGGUGCCACCACCAUCUGUGGAUCCGGCACGCAUCCUGACAAUACUAGGCAAGCAAAACCCCAACCUCAAAACAGACAGCUGGCGUCUUGUCAGUUCUACCACUGAGGGAGGGGGCCUGGUCAUCAAGGUAUCCAUGGAUAAGGAUGGCCAGGAGUAUCUUCAAGCUCGUGGGGGAAAAUUGCACUUCGGCGCCGGAUGGAUCCGCUUCCGGCUAACGCAUUAGGAGGAAGGAAGCAGCAGCUACUCAAUAUCAUGCAGAUUAAUCUGCAUCACUGCAAAGCAGCUGCUGCUGAACUCCUCCUAUCCCUCACGAGAUCUGAAGUUGACAUAGCCCUAAUCCAGGAACCCUAUACAUACAAUAAUAGGGUAACUGGGUUAGGGAGUGGGCAGUAUGUCACUUACGCGGUCUCCAAUGGUGAUAAGGUAAGGACGUGUAUUGUUGCCAAAAAGAGUUUAAAUCUUAUCUUCCUUAGCAACUACAGUGGAGGAGACGUCACGGUAGCGAGAAUGGAAUGCAAAUCCGGGAGGGUUCUCUUUUUCAUUUCUCUCUACCUACCGUAUGAGCGACCUGACCCACCCGGCCACGAGGUAGAGGAGCUGCUCGACGAUCUGGUCAACAACGGGCACAUAAUUAUAGGUUGUGAUGCCAACGCACACCACUUCCAAUGGGGCAGUACGAAUACUAACGUCAGAGGAUGAACACAAUGGACCUAUAGGUCUCCGAGUGGAGCAGUUGCUAAAUGCAGCUGCGCGUCCUUUAACCUAACCUAACCUAACGUUGUUUU
This is a messenger RNA of Musca domestica (house fly), 1320 nucleotides long. RefSeq lists its product as uncharacterized. The transcript is spliced from 2 exons. NCBI's taxonomy places the organism in Eukaryota, Metazoa, Arthropoda, Insecta, Diptera, Muscidae. The record is from RefSeq and is a predicted model, not a curated record. Gene Ontology annotation, molecular function: catalytic activity. The coding region runs from base 731 to 1234 and encodes 167 amino acids.